AUGGCUAGCACUUCGCAGCCUUCUGGUCCUUCUCCUGGCUUGUGGUAUAUGAUCAUGGUUAGCCGGUUCGACGGAACUGACGCCAGACGCUUCUUUAAUGAAUUUGAACUGCCUCCUGACCAUAGACUAGUUUUAGCCACCUCUUCCAAUCGGCCCCAUAAUCCGCCGAUCGGCACUGUUUGCUUCUUCCGCGACCAAUUCGUGGCCGGUCUGCGCUUCCCUCUACACUCUUUUAUCCGGGAGGUUUGUAAUUACUUCCGCAUUCCGCUCGGCCAACUUAUCCCUAAUUCCUUUAAAUUACUGUGCGGCGUAGUAAUCCUUUUCAAGCUGCACGACAUUCCCUUAGCCCCUAGAAUUUUCCAUUACUUCUACUAUCCCAAACAAUCAGAGUGGGGCACUUUCCUCUUCCAAUCGCGGAUCGGCCUUGUCUUCUUCGAUAAGAUGUCGACCUCGAACAAGCACUGGAAGGAAAGUUAUUUCUACCUUCGCUUUCCCGAACUGCCAUCCUUUCGCACCCAAUGGCAGACCACUGUGCCGAGCCCGCCUGACCUCGGCAAAUAUAAGAGCCAGCCGGAUUAUCUUCAUGCGGCCAAUCUAUUAGCCGGUCAGAGGUUCAACAUCAACAAGCUACUCCACGAAGGGGUGUUGUAUAUAUUUGGCUUGAGUCCGAUCCGAACGAAGCUCCCGAGCAGCAUGGCUGACAUCAUGUGGCGCGCUAAGGUUGCCGAACGGCUGAAGUUGAAAGCCGCCGAAAUGGAAGCGGUGGUAGCCAAGGAGAUGGCUGAUCUAGGCAUCGCGCCAGUCGGCUCGCAUGAAGACGAAGGCAAAGGCACUCCAACUGAGGCCCGAGAGUCUGCCGAUCAGGUCACCGCAACUGGAACGACAGGGGAUGCUAUUUCUUCGCCCGAUCAGCAACCUACAUCUGAGGACGCGGAGCGGUCGGCAGGCGAUUCCCCAUUGAUAGUACGCAAGCGCCGCCGGAUGACCAUUGCGCAUGCUGAGCCGGUGAUUGGGCCAGUCGACGCCCCCUUCGAGACGCCCGACCCGCUACCCGCCGCGCAUGAGGUCGUUUCUUCUGAUCGGACUCCCUCCCAGCUCGACCAGCCAGCAGCUUCGACUGGAGCGCCACCCGUUAGUUCUGUGCCCCGGGUCCGACUUCGGCUCAAGCGCUCGGACAUUAUUUCUGCGCCGAUCGAUGAAUUAUCCAGCCGAGCCGUUUCUUCCCAAUCGGAUCCGAGCGGUCGUCGAGUGAUCCAAUUCGUCCUCCGUCUUCCCACCGAGGAGUUCCUUUUGGCGACGGAUCAGCCCAGUGCUCCCGAGCAUCAAGUUACUAUUUGA
This is a messenger RNA of Zingiber officinale, 1338 nucleotides long. RefSeq lists its product as uncharacterized. The transcript has 2 exons. The coding region runs from base 1 to 1338 and encodes 445 amino acids. Lineage: Eukaryota; Viridiplantae; Streptophyta; Magnoliopsida; Zingiberales; Zingiberaceae. The record is from RefSeq and is a predicted model, not a curated record.